This is a messenger RNA of Cornus florida, 1847 nucleotides long. Its product is annotated as MLO-like protein 12. Lineage: Eukaryota; Viridiplantae; Streptophyta; Magnoliopsida; Cornales; Cornaceae. Gene Ontology annotation, biological process: defense response. Gene Ontology annotation, cellular component: membrane. The record is from RefSeq and is a predicted model, not a curated record. The transcript has 14 exons. The coding region runs from base 81 to 1607 and encodes 508 amino acids.
UUAGGCCACUGAAACAACGUACCCAUGUUCCCGGCCUGACACUCCAAAAAUAGAGAGAGUUUUUUUUUUUAGUGAGAGAGAUGGCAGAAGAAACUACAGAGUUAGCAACGCUUGAAUACACACCAACAUGGGCAGUGGCAACUGUGUGCUUCGUUUUGAUAUCUGUUUCCAUACUUAUUGAGUACUGCCUUCAUCUCUUAACCAAGUAUUUCAACAAGAAGAGGAGAAAAUCUCUCAUUCAAGCCCUUGACAAGAUUAAAUCUGAUUUGAUGCUGUUGGGGUUUAUCUCUCUGUUGCUUACUGUUUUCGAAAAGCUAAUUGCAAAUAUCUGUAUACCCAAAAGUGUCGGUGAAACUUUUCUUCCAUGUGGAAGCUUUGAGAGUGAUGAUGAGGAAGAAACCAAAUGUGCAGAGCAGGGAAAGCUUUCCUUGGUGUCCAGAAAUGGUGUCCAGCAACUCCAGAUGUUAAUCUUUGUGCUGGCCUUCUUCCAUGUUUUCUCUGCCUUCCUCACAUUCAGUCUUGGAAUUGUUAAGAUGAAAAAAUGGGAGUCUUGGGAGGCUGAAACAAGAACAUUGGAGUAUCAGUUUUCAAACGAUCCCCGGAGGUUCCAACUCAUCCAUCAAACAUCAUUUGGAAGGAGGCAUCUGAGGUUUUGGAGUGAACAUCGGUAUCUUCGUUUGCCGGCUUGUUUCCUUCGCCAGUUUUUUGGGUCAGUCUCCAGAGUAGAUUAUCUCAUUCUUCGACAUGGAUUCAUUACGGCACAUUUUUCAGCAGGAAGCAAUUUUGACUUCCAAAAGUAUUUAAGAAGAGCUUUGGAGAAAGAUUUUGGUGUGGUUGUGGGAAUUAGCCUCUGGAUAUGGAUCUUCUCGGUGCUUUUCAUAUUCCUCAAUGCACACUUAUUCUACAACUAUUAUUGGCUUCCCUUUAUUCCAUUAGUGAUGCUGCUUGUGAUUGGGACAAAGCUACAGAGUAUCAUCACAAAGAUGUGCUUAGAUAGCAAUGAUAAAUCUAAUGUUGUUAGAGGAACUUUGCUUGUUAAGCCCAGUGACCACUUUUUCUGGUUUGGUCGACCGAAACUACUUCUCCACCUCAUGCACUUCAUUUUAUUUCAGAACUCCUUUCAACUGGCAUUCUUCACAUGGUCUUGGUACAAAUUUGGGUUAAGAACUUGCUUCCACCGAGAAACUGAGAAUAUCGUCUUGAAGCUUGCCAUGGGACUGUUGGUUCAUAUCCUUUGUGGCUAUGUAACUCUGCCCCUAUUUGCUUUGGUUACACAGAUGGGUACAACAAUGAGGAAAGCUGUUUUCACAGAGGGAGUGGUAAAAGGUCUAAAAAGAUGGCGAGCCAAAGCCAGGAAAAAAUUGGCUCGUAGGAAUGCCUACUUUACACAGACCUCAGUGGAUGCUUCGCUUGACACUUCAGUGGGUACCUCACCUUCUUUUAGUACUCUUGACAAUUCAUUUUCCGUAGGCCGGCUGGAUCAUACAUAUCCGGAUGAAGGCUUUGGGGCUGUUGAAAUAAGUGAGGAGGACAGUGUAGCUCGAAGACGGCCUGAGCAGCAUCAGAAGCUGGGAUCUUUUGAGGGUUUUGACACCAGCAAAACGUGAUAGAUUUUCUCUUCCGUUGAUAUAGCAUGUACAGUUGUUAUUAUAUAUGGCUAUUCAUUGAUAUCUUUUGAUUUAGUUAGCUAUAUAGCAUUUGUAAUUUAAUUACUAUGAUGUUUGGAUUGUUUUCAAGUCCAAACAAUAGGGAUUUGUAGGUUGGCUCAUCAGUCCAUAUUGUAUUCUAUAUACAUUGCCUCGUUGAUUUAGUUAAUUAGUGCUUAGUUAAGCUUAUUCAUUGAAUAA